AUGUCGGGCAACGGGAUUGCACCUUGUAAAAAGGUUACUGAUGAAGUUUUUGCAAAAAUGAAAAGACCUGUGAGAGAAUGUGAACACUGGUUGAAAAAUGCAGCUCCAAGACAAGUGUCUUUGCCUAAUAUUGGUUCUUUACUUUGUUCUUCUAUGUCUAAUGUUGAGCAAAAGAAGAGAGAUGGAAUGAAUGGGCCUUUUAAUAGAGCUUUUCAAAAUGAGGCUAGAGAACAAUGUGACGCUGAAGUUGCAAGGAUGUUUUAUACAGGUGGAUUGUCCUUCCACCUGGCAAGGAAUCCACAUUAUCGAAACUCCUAUUUUCGUGCUUCUACGCUUCCAGGAUAUGUUCCACCAGGUUACAAUGCACUAAGAACUACUCUUUUGCAACAAGAGAAGGGGCACGUUGAGCAAUGUUUACAACCAAUCAAGAGUACAUGGAGCACUAAAGGUGGAAUUAAUUGUGACGUAAAGUACAAGGACAAACAUUGUAUUACUAACUUUCUUAUCGACUCCAUUAAGGAAAUUGGUUAUCAAAAUGAGGUUCAAGUAAUUACUGACAAUGCUCCAGUUUGUAGAGCUGCUAGAUUAUUUGUUAAGGCUAGAUAUCCCAAUAUAUUUUGGACACUAUGUGUGGUUCACACUCUUAAUCUUGUUUUGAAGAGCAUAUGUUCACCAAAACAAAAUGACGAUUGGUAUGAUAAAUGUAGUUGGAUUUCAGAGAUUGUUGCUGAUGUUGGGUACAUAAAAUUUUUUAUUGUGAACCAUAAUAUGAGAUUGACUAUGUAUAAGGACCACUGCAAAUUGAAGUUGCUCUCCAUUGCUGAAACAAGGCUUGCGUCUACACUUGUGAUGAUUGGAAGAUUUAAGGAAGUAAAGGAAGGUCUAGAACAAAUGGUGAUUAGUCCAAACUGGUUCUUAUAUAAAGAGGAUGAUAUUGGCAAAGCAAGAGCAGUGAAGGAAAAGAUAUUGGAUGAAGACUUUUGGGAUGAGAUUGAUUAUAUACGUUCAUUUACAGCUUCUAUAUAUGAGAUGAUUAGGAUGGUUGACACAGAUAAACCUUCUCUUCAUUUGGUUUAUGAGUGGUGGGAUACCAUGAUAGAGAAGGUGAAGGCAGCCACCUGUAGGACAGAGCACAAGCAACUGCAUGAACAAAGCGACUUUUUUGAUGUGGUGUAUCACAUUAUACUGGAGCGAUGGACUAAGAGUAGCACACCACUCCAUUGUUUGGCACAUUCUUUAAAUCCUAAGUAA
Prunus dulcis (almond) is the source of this 1251-nucleotide messenger RNA. RefSeq lists its product as uncharacterized. The transcript is spliced from 2 exons. The record is from RefSeq and is a predicted model, not a curated record. Bases 1 to 1251 code for a protein of 416 amino acids. Lineage: Eukaryota; Viridiplantae; Streptophyta; Magnoliopsida; Rosales; Rosaceae.